AUGUCGUUCAAACGGGACUACGCUUCGAGAGUCGCGGAGGAGAGGGACGUCGAGGCCAAGUACAUGCUCGAGCUGCAGGCUUUCUACGAGGGGCGCGUCGAGGGGGCGGAAAUGGUCGGCAACGCGAUGACGCUGUUUCGGCGGCAGAUGGACAAGGGGUGGCGCGCCUGGAGCCAGUGGCGGGACGGUGAAAUGGCGGCGUAUCAGGCCCGCGUCGACGAGGAGCGGACCAUUCAGGAGGAGGGGCUCUGCAGCGUCAAGGCGAGGUUGGAGGACAGGCUGGCCGAGCAGGCGAGGGAGGCGACCAGGAGAACGGCAGCUGAGAUGAAGUGGGCUGACGAGGUGUGGCGGGAGAGAGAGGCCAUGAUGGUGGAGCUGGAGAGGGAGGAGCUCGAUGACGGAGAGACCGGGAGCUGGUACAGCUUUAGGGAUGCCGAGGAGGAACUGCCUGGGGAGGCGGACCCUUCGGGGUCAGGGUCGGAAUCGCCAUCGGCAGCAAUUCCGGCUUGA
Verticillium alfalfae VaMs.102 is the source of this 510-nucleotide messenger RNA. RefSeq lists its product as hypothetical. The record is from RefSeq and is a predicted model, not a curated record. The coding region runs from base 1 to 510 and encodes 169 amino acids. NCBI's taxonomy places the organism in Eukaryota, Fungi, Ascomycota, Sordariomycetes, Glomerellales, Plectosphaerellaceae. The transcript has a single exon.